GUCCCCUUCUGGGGCGUCUCCUGAUUCCUGUCUCAGCUGCCAACUCCUCUCUCCCCCUGAGGGAUCUCUCACACCGCAUCUGGGGUGUGUCUGUCCUAGUCAGCGUUUCUAUCACUGAGAUGGGAUUCCACGGCCACAGCAACUUAGGGAGGAAAGGGCUUUCAUCAUCAUCAUUCACCAUUGAAGGGAGCGAGGACAGGAACUAAAGGGGGUGGGACCCUGGAGGCAGGAGCUGAUGAGAGGCCACGGAGGUGCUGCUCACUCUCCGUUCCCUGAGGCUCUCGCUCACCCUGCUUAUAGACCCCGGGACCACGAGCCCAGGGGUGGCACCACCCACCAUGGGCUGGGCCCUCCCCAUCCAUCACCAAUUAAGAAAGUGCCUGCAGGCUGGCCUGCGGCCGUGUUCUGCGGAGGUGUUUCUCAGUUGGGGCGUCCUUCUGGAUGACUCCAGCUUGUGUCAUGGUGACACAGAACCAGCCAGCACAGCGUCACUCUCCUUUGCCCUGGAGCUGUUUCCUGACACGCUGUCUCUCCCAGGGCAGCCCCCCCUCGGGCCCCCUCCUCGGCGCCUCUGCUCCAGGCUCCACCUCAGCCUGCUUGCCCUGGCCCUCAACGUCCUCCUGCUGGUGGCCGUCUGUGUGAUUUCAUCCCAAAGCUUGCAGCUGCAGCAGGAGUUCCGGACCCUGAGAGAGACUUUCAGCAACUUCUCCUCCAGCACGCUGAUGGAGUUCAGCGCUCUGGACUUCCACGCAGGCGGCAGAGACGACAAGCUGACCGCCUGGGCGGCCACCGUGGACAAGAAGCAGCAGGACCUGAAGGCAGAGCACUCCACGUUGCUCCUUCACCUGAAGCACUUCCCCCCGGACCUGCGGGUCCUGACCUGUCAGCUGGCCUUCCUGCAGAGCAACGGCACCGAGUGCUGCCCGGUCAACUGGGUGGAGCACGGGGGCAGCUGCUACUGGUUUUCCCGGGGCGGGCUCACCUGGGCCGAGGCUGAGGCCUACUGCCGCCUGGAGAAUGCGCACCUGCUGGUCAUCAACUCUUGGGAGGAGCAGAAAUUCGUCGCGAAGCGCACCGGCUCGUUCCACGUCUGGAUAGGCCUCACCGACCGCAACGGCUCCUGGAAAUGGGUGGACGGGACGGAAUACAGGAGCAGCUACAAGAACUGGGCCAUCACCCAGCCAGACAACUGGCAGGGGCAUGAAGAAGGUGGCAGUGAAGACUGUGCCGAAAUCUUGCCAAGUGGCUACUGGAAUGACAACUUCUGCCAGCAGGUGAACCGCUGGGCGUGUGAAAAGAGGCGCAAUGUCACACACUAGGCGCCUCCGCCCGGCUCCCCUGCCUCCCCCAUCCUUCCAUGUCACCCAGCCUCUUCACUGGGGGUUCUGAAGCAGGGAAGAGGGACAGAGCUCUGGGGAGUUUUGGAGAGACGGGGAUGGCUUUAUGUCCUCACACUUGGGGAAAGCCGGGAUUUCACACCUCUUCACAAUUCAUUGAGAUUGUUACCAGUUUCAACCUUCUGAAUGGAGUAGAAAAAAAAGAAACAAAUGCUUGAAA
This is a messenger RNA of Psammomys obesus (fat sand rat), 1557 nucleotides long. RefSeq names its product asialoglycoprotein receptor 2-like. Gene Ontology annotation, molecular function: fucose binding; D-mannose binding. The transcript has 8 exons. Gene Ontology annotation, cellular component: external side of plasma membrane. Gene Ontology annotation, biological process: biological process involved in interspecies interaction between organisms. Bases 339 to 1319 code for a protein of 326 amino acids. Lineage: Eukaryota; Metazoa; Chordata; Mammalia; Rodentia; Muridae. The record is from RefSeq and is a predicted model, not a curated record.